This is a messenger RNA of Mixia osmundae IAM 14324, 6379 nucleotides long. RefSeq lists its product as uncharacterized. Lineage: Eukaryota; Fungi; Basidiomycota; Mixiomycetes; Mixiales; Mixiaceae. Gene Ontology annotation, molecular function: pyridoxal phosphate binding; threonine synthase activity. The transcript is spliced from 20 exons. Gene Ontology annotation, biological process: L-threonine biosynthetic process. The record is from RefSeq and is a predicted model, not a curated record. Bases 41 to 5920 code for a protein of 1959 amino acids.
GCCCUCUCUCUGCCUUGCUUACGCCGGCGAGGAUCAGAGGAUGGCACAAGUCAACCCAUCGACGUUACCCUUUCUGAGCUCAAGUGAGGGCAAAGAUGUCGGACAAGCGCUACGAACAGACAUCAAGGCGCCCCUCGCGGCCAGCGUCGCCCGCACCGAGCUGGCAGACGACCUCUCGGUUGACUCUAUGGUUCCCUCUGACAGCGAGGCAGAAGCGAAACGACGCACCGCGCGGACUGCUCGCAAGCCUCUGCCCGUGCCUGUGCCUGACUUCCGCUUCGAACAAGGCUACUUGCUCUCAAUCGCGCCGUAUGUCAAGCCGGCAAAAAGGAGCAGCACCGAACCGCUUCAGGGCGAGCCUGUCAAGAUCGAUAGCGAGGAGGAUGCAGCUCUUGCGUCCACUGGCGACAUGUUCGCACAACCCGUGAUAGUAGAUUGGGCAAAGAUUGCGUACCUGACUCUGCGCGAUCAGAUGAUCUGGCCAUUCCUCACUGCUAUUGCUUGGUCGUCCGCGACGUUCAUGUUGAGCGACUACCAAGCUUACAGACCAGCUUCGGCUUCUUCAAGCACCAGAGACGAUGAUCACUCUAUCUCGCAAUGCAACGCCUACAAUGGCGCUGUGCAUCUCGUCUCCUUACACAAUGAUCGGCCUAUCAGCUCUUGUCAGCGCGAGAUGCGGCGAAAGAGAGCGCGUUCGUCUCGGUCGAAACGGCGGCAGGCCACAUCUGGCUCCUUGCCAUCAUACAAAGCUCGUGGACGAAGCAUUAUGAGCAUGACGCGCUAUCAUCGAUACUAUCAUUUGCAGAGGAAAUUUACCCCGGAUUAUAUUUUUCCGCUUGCGGCGAAGAAGAUCAAGAUGCAACCCUUUGACGCCUCCCGAAUUUUGGGCGCUAUCAACAUUUCGUGUCGAGCGCUAGCUUCUACGCUCGCGAGCGACCGUCAGAUGCAGAUGCACGGAUCACUCGAGUUAGCAGCAGCGUCGACUGCCGAUCCGUUUCAGGCUUACCUGGCGGCUUUUGAGCCGCUCUUGUUCCCAAAGCCCUCGCCAGGCUUCGAAGGCAGACUAUGGGCUCUCGCUGCACUUUCCGGCGGGCACAUCAUCGUGACGACCCUCUACAUGUUAGUCUGGGCAAUGGGUAACCGGACUCAUUUCAUCAGACGUGUCAUUCGUCCAGAUGGCUCCUUCUGGAUCAUCAACCCUCUUUGGGGAAGCACAUUCGAGAUCAUGUCGGGAGCGGUCAUCAUCUUCAGCUGUGUGCAGUAUCAUCGAGCAUACAUCCUCAGGGACAUCAACGCCUUAGGCAGCGUGAUCUCACUUCAUGCGCUCACAUGGGCGCCGCUCUGGCUCGCCUUCUGGAGCCACCUCAUCGCCAAUAUACAAGCGCUAUCCAUCAUGUCGGCCAAGACGCCCGUUAUCAGGCCACAUCUGCUCAACUGCAUUGCGAUUAUCACGCCCAUCAUCAUAUUCGGACCAUUACUGACAAUAUCGCUCGUUGCCGAUCACAAAUGGAGUCAGAUCUUGAAUAUUAUUCGGCCUCUUCGCUCUCAGCUGCAGAGCGAUAGCAUUGCCUUUCAAGCGAAUCCCGCAACAGCUGUAGCGGCUCUACAAGCGCUUGCGCCCUCCUUACUACUUGUUCAGAAGCUCAAUCGCCAGCUGCUCGUACUCGGAAAGGCAAUCGCGGCUGUCUGGAUAGUCAAGAUCAAGAUCGCCUUGGCUGCCAACGUCUUCAAUUGCGUACUGCUAAAGCGCCUCUCGGAGUCCUUGAAGUUUACAAGACGACGCGACCUCGUGCCCGUCGAGGAAUGUGCACCGACAGACAAGACAAAAUGGUCGAGCCAGCCGGAGUCAACGUUCAGUGUGCCUGCUCACACGCGCACAACAUCUUUGCAGACAAUUGAGAGACUGGGAUAUGUCCACCGGCUGGAGGCGCUCAGAUCGGUCAUCGCCGUCGUUUUCUUCGUCGGCGCCGUCGUCUGCACGAUCUCACUCACCAUUGCGCUCAUCACCGCUUUUGAUACGUCGAGAGUGAUGACCGACUGGGCACUCGUUGAACUUGCAUCCACGGGCAUCAGUUGGGGCAACACGGUACUCAUCAUACCCGCCAAGAGCGCACAGAUCUAUCAGGCGCUCAGGCAUCGAAAGGAAUAUCAGAGAGCUGUACGGCAGCAGGCCGCCACUUCCGACAGUUUCGAAACAAAACUCACCCUCGAUUUGGCGCAAGCUUCGAUGAGCGGCAAUGCGUCUGGACACGAUGGCACAAAGCGCAACAGCACUGUCAGUGGCCUGAAUAUCCUUUAUGACGAGACAACGAGCAGGACAAUGCGCUACUUGAGCACUCGUGGUGCGCCAGAGAGGCUCACUUUCGAAGAGACGGUCCUCACAGGCUUGGCGCCCGACGGAGGAUUGUUCAUUCCUGCAGAGCUGCCUACUCUCCCCAAAGACUGGGCAACGACCUGGUCAAAGCUCACUUUCCAGGAGCUAGCGUAUCAAGUCUACUCGCUCUACAUUGACCCGAAAGAGAUCUCGCAGAGCGAGCUAGAAGGACUCAUUGCCAAAUCCUACGCUACCUUUCGACAUGAUCAAGUCGCACCCUUGCACGAGAUCAACGAGCACCUCUACAUCCUCGAGCUCUUUCACGGACCUACAUUCGCAUUCAAGGACGUCGCGCUGCAGUUCCUUGGCAAUCUGUUCGAAUUCUUCCUAGCGCGAAAGAACAAGGGCAAGCAAGCUGCUGAACGUUCGCGUCUGACCGUCGUGGGCGCUACGAGCGGCGACACCGGAAGUGCGGCAAUCUACGGGUUGAGGAAUAAGCAAGACGUAUCGAUCUUUAUCCUGCAUCCCAAGGGACGCGUCUCGCCCAUACAGGAAGCGCAAAUGACGACAGUCACAGAUGCAAAUGUCUUCAAUCUUGCCGUCAAGGGCACGUUCGACGACUGUCAAGACAUCGUCAAAGCCUGCUUUGCGCAAAAAGACUUCAACGCGAAAUAUCACCUUGGCGCUGUCAACUCGAUCAAUUGGGCUCGCAUUCUCGCCCAGAUCGUCUAUUACUUCUCCUCUUACUUUGCGUUACUCAAACGACUCGGAAUAGACCCAGCUUCGCCAGAAGCGAAAGAAGUCAAAGUGCAGUACGCCGUCCCCACUGGCAAUUUCGGCGACAUCCUGGCUGGCUACUAUGCAAAGUCGAUAGGCCUACCGAUCGACCAGCUCAUCAUCGCUACCAACGAGAACGAUAUCCUCGAGCGUUUCUGGCGCACAGGGCGGUACGAGAAAGCAGACCCCACUGCCACUGCGAGCAAAGACAAUUCGAAGCAGACCGAAGCCGUCAAUGGAUCUACAGAUGGAGCGCAAGCUACUCAAUCGGCUAGCGGCGAGAGCGUCAAGGAGACUCUCGCGCCUGCAAUGGACAUUCUCGUUUCCUCCAACUUUGAGCGCCUGCUCUGGUAUCUCGCGCACGAAUGCCUUACGACGUCUGCGCAAAGCAACGGGCACACCCGCGAUGACGAGAGGAUACGAAAGGCCGGCGAGAUCGUGUCUGGCUGGAUGAGUGAUCUGAAAACAAAGGGCAAGGCGGUCAUGGGCGACAAGGUGUUGCGAGCUGCUCAGCGCGACUUUUGCGCGGAACGCGUUAGCGAUGAGCAGACCAUUCAGACUGUCAAGACGUUCUUCACGGCUGACAAGUCAUACGUCGUCGAUCCGCAUACUGCCAUUGGCCUAGAAGCGGCUCAACGGCUCGCAAAGCAGAACGCAACGAAGACGUACCAGAUAGCGUUGGCAACAGCGCACCCAGCCAAGUUCUCUUCGGCCGUCUCGCUCAGUCUAAAAGAUCACCCAUCAUUCGACUUCGAGCGCGAUGUCUUGCCGGACGAAUUCGUCGGCUUGCUAGACAAAGAGCGAAAAGUCAUCGAUGUACCCGGUACUGACCCCAAACUGACGCAAGAGGUCGUAGCGAGGGAAGUGGCCAAGCUGUAUGGCCAGCCGGCGGCAGGGGAUGAUGCCGCGAGCGCGAAGGCCAACAACAUGCAAGCGACCGCCAUCAAAGCUGCAGCAGGUAUCCUAGGAUGGAUGUACCUCGACGCCCAGCAUGGCAUCUCUGCCGAUAGAGCCAAAGGCGCUGGACUCAUUGCCGGCUCACUCUCGCUCAAGAGGAACGACCGAGCUGAUGAGAACUCGCUCUACUACAAGUUUGAGAAGUCGGUCAAGAAGUCGCCGGAUGCGGUCUGCUACAUCUGUGAUGGCAAGUCGCUCACCUGGAAGGAGGUCGAGGAUAAAGCCCAUCAGGUGGGACACUUCUUCCUCAGCAAGGGUAUCAAGCGAAAGGACGUGGUUGCGAUCUACAUGCCCAACAAGCCAGCCUACCCCAUCCUCUGGCUCGGAUUGAUGUACAUCGACGCUGUCCCGGCAUUCAUCAACUACAACCUCACUGGCGAAGGCCUCGUCCACUGUAUCUCGGUGGCCGACGCCAAAUUUGUCGUCUUUGAGCACGAUCUGGAAUCGUCUAUUGCCGACAUCGAGUCUGUCCUCGCCUCAAAGAACGCUGAAGCUCGCCUCUUGCGCUGGGACGACGAAUGGUCUGAAGGUCUGCACAAUAGCUCCAUGCCGACGUGCAAGAAUGCAGAGACUGUCGAUGCAAAGAUCAUCAACAACAUGAGCACCCAGCCACUCCCGCAUGUCGGCCAUCGCGACAAGAUUGGCUUCCAAGACCCUUGCUGUCUUGUAUAUACCAGCGGAACGACCGGCCUGCCAAAGGCUGCCAGUUGCUCGCACGGCCGCAUUGGCUUCGCAUCGAUCAUGUGGGGCUGGGUCAACCACAUCAAGACAGGCGAUCGCAUCUAUACACCCAUGCCACUCUACCACUCCACCGCAUCUUUCUUGGCCAUCGCCAUGUCGUGGGCAGCUCGCUCCUCCGUCGUCAUCGGUCGCAGAUUCUCCGCAACGCGUUUCUGGGACGAAGUCCGUGCUAGCGAUGCUACCGUCAUCCAGUACGUCGGCGAAGUCUGCCGAUACCUGCUCGCUGUACCGCCUCAGCCCAAUGAUAAGGAUCACAAAGUCAGACUGGCGUAUGGAAACGGAAUGCGUAAAGAAGUCUAUGCCCGCUUCAAGGAACGAUUCGGCGUCAAGGCCAUCUCAGAAUUCUUUGCGAGCACAGAAGGCAACGGCUCGCUUUUCAACUACAACACCGGACCCUUUGGCGAGGGUGCAGUAGGUCGAGAUGGCACGAUCGCUUCGUUCACUCGCAGGAAAGACCAGUGUAUCAUCAAGAUCGAUCCUCUGACGGAAGAGCCUUACCGUGAUCCCAAGGGCAGAUGCGUACGAGCAGACGUCAACGAGCCCGGUGAGCUGAUCACGAUGAUCGACAAGACGUCGGCGUUCAAGAACUUUACUGGCUACCAUGGCAAUGAGGCAGCAACGAAGAAGAAGAUCCUCUCUGAUGUCUUUGCUCCCGGCGACCUCUACUUCAGGACGGGCGAUCUCUUGCGCAAAGAUGCAGAUGGCUUCAGCUUCUUUGGGGACCGUCUCGGGGACACUUUCCGCUGGAAGUCUGAAAACGUUUCGACGGAGCAAGUCGCGACUGCGCUCAACGAAGUUGUCGAGGAAGCCAACGUCUAUGGCGUCGAAUUGCCCGGCCACGAUGGUCGCGCAGGCUGUGCCGCUGUGCCAGCAACAAACAUGAUUGAUUACGACAAGGUAGCUCGACACGUCGCUGCCCGUCUGCCAAAAUAUGCCCAGCCUCUCUUUAUCCGCAUCGUGCCCAAGAUGGAAACGACGGGUACGGCAAAGCAAGUCAAAGUCGCCCUGCGCAACGAAGGUGUCGAUCCUCUGAAGGUGCAAGAUCCUGUCUACUGGCUCAAGGGCACGACCUAUGUUCCGUUCUCGCGCGAUGAUUGGGCUGCCAUCAAAGCCGGCAAAGUGAAGUUAUAAACCAGCACGAUCACCGUCAUUGUACAGUUGCGGACUUGCGUGCACUAGAUGUUCUCACCUUGUCGCUAUGCGCCCAGACCGCUCCUGAGAUCGUGAAUGUUGCGCAUGGUGCUCUCGAUCUUGACGCCCAACUGCUCGUUCAGCGUUGCCUUGUCCAGCAGAUCUCUGCCUGAACGGACAAAGUGUGCAGCCAGGGCCAUCGAUUGCUCGGGUGUGGCUCGUGCUGGCAUGGCCUGAUAGCGCUCGAGCAACUCCCUCGCUUCCUCUGUUGAGGUGAUCGAGGCCGUUUGAGGCUGCUGAUGGAGAGGACGAUCCGAUAGACUGUCGAACGAUUUGGCGACGGCUGACGAGCUAGAGAGCUUCGCCAUGUCGUUCAGCAUGUCAUCGCGAGUCAGCGUGAAGCUCUCCUUGGUCGGCAUCUUGCCAGCAGCAGGCUGUCGAGUGCUGGCAGCGUCGCGC